Plectropomus leopardus (leopard coralgrouper) is the source of this 3038-nucleotide messenger RNA. It is a transcript of the gene tdo2a, whose product is annotated as tryptophan 2,3-dioxygenase a. Gene Ontology annotation, molecular function: heme binding; metal ion binding; L-tryptophan 2,3-dioxygenase activity. The record is from RefSeq and is a predicted model, not a curated record. Lineage: Eukaryota; Metazoa; Chordata; Actinopteri; Perciformes; Serranidae.
ACAAUUUUAGUAAAUAUUAGUCGAGGAAGAAGAACACAUCUUUGCUGCAACCGAUUUGGACAAGUCAUGAGCGGAUGUCCGUACUUUGAGAAGAGGCAUUUGUUAUUCAAAAACAAGCCUCCCAAAACAGAGGAAGACGAGGAUGCCGCUCAGGCGGGAGAUAACAAGGCCAGUAAAGGAGGAAUCAUCUAUGGAGACUACCUGCAGCUCGACAAAAUAGUCUCAGCACAGGUGUUGCAGAGUGAAGUAAAGGGUAAUAAGAUCCAUGAUGAGCACCUCUUCAUUGUCACCCAUCAAGCCUAUGAACUGUGGUUCAAACAGAUUUUGUUUGAGCUUGAUUCAGUGCGAGAUAUCUUCAUCAGUGGCCACGUCAGAGACGAGCGCAAUAUGCUCAAAGUCAACACUCGCAUCCACAGGAUCGUGAUGAUCUUCAGACUGCUGGUCGACCAGUUUGCCGUUUUGGAAACAAUGACAGCCUUGGACUUUUUCGACUUUAGGGAAUAUCUGGCUCCGGCCUCUGGAUUCCAAAGCCUCCAGUUUCGGAUCUUGGAGAACAAAAUCGGGGUCCCGGAUAACCUGAGGGUACCAUACAACAGACGUCAUUACAGGGACAAUUUCAAGGGUCAUGAGAGCGAGAUGCUGCUCGCCACUGAACAGGAGCCAACACUCUUAAAACUGGUGGAGGAGUGGCUGGAGAGAACUCCUGGCUUGGAGGCGGAUGGAUUCAAUUUCUGGGAACGGCUGGAAAUCAAUAUAUUUGAUGGGCUGAAUCAGGAGAAGGAGAAAAUUGAGAAAAUGGCAGAUUCAGAGGACAAGGAGGAGAUGAUGGCUGAGCUGGUCAAACAGAAGGAGCUGUUCACGUCUCUGUUCGAUGAGAAGCGUCACGACCAUCUCCUCAGCAAAGGUGAGAGGCGGAUCUCUUACAAGGCUCUCCAAGGUGCCCUGAUGAUCUACUUCUACAGGGAAGAGCCGAGGUUCCAGGUUCCCUUCCAGCUGCUCACAUCCCUCAUGGAUAUCGACACCCUCAUGACAAAAUGGCGAUACAAUCACGUAUGCAUGGUGCAUCGUAUGAUUGGCAGCAAAGCCGGCACGGGGGGUUCAUCCGGCUACCACUACCUGAGAUCCACUGUCAGUGACCGCUACAAAGUGUUUGUGGAUCUGUUCAAUCUGGCAACGUUCCUGGUGCCUCGCGACUGGGUGCCCAAACUGAAUCCCAACGUUCAUACGUUUCUCUACAUGGCCGAAUGCUGCGACAGCUCCUACUGCAGCAGUGAGGACUCAGACUAAGGGGGCGUAUCAGUCGUCUGUUAUGGCUUCCUUUCUUUCUCUGUAACUGACCUAAAAACAGAAGAUCCUUUACACAGCUGAAAAGUUUUAGCGGCAGGUGCACAGGUAAAAAUAGGUUGCAAUCAAAACAUGCAAAGAGGAACUUAUUUCCUUAAAAAGACACACAGUUUCAAUCUUUUAAGCUCACAUAUGCAUAAGAUAUGAAAGCCCAUAAACUAAAAAAAAAUCAUUUUCUCAAGAAAUUAUGGCAUUUCCAGCCUAGUUGCCAAAAUAAAACCACAGAUAUUUAAUAUAUAUCAUAUCAACAUUUCUAAAGAAGAUUACAUGUAUAUGAGCUAAAUUUCCUAAAAGGAGGACAAGGGUGUGGUGGAUGGUGUGACACCUAUACGAGGCGGUUGUCUUGCAGCAGAUAGAAGCAGAUCACAUUUAGAAACCAAUAAACAACAAAAGUUGAAUUUUUUUUAGUGAAAGUUUGGGACAUUUCCAUCCAUGUUCCGGCAACCAAACCGAGUAUUUUAUACCAAAACAUGUUGUUUUCCCAACAUAAAGAUUUUUUUGCACCUUAACCUAACAAUACGUUAACGAUCGCGUUGCGACACAAAAAAGAAAAUCUAAAAUUGAAACAAAGUUUUUAUGUAUUUAACACUCAAUUACUACAUUGGAUGAUGAGAGAAACUGAAACACUCAAUAACAUGGCAAUUUUGCAGCAUUUUGCAAUUUAAUUUGGUGAGUUUUUUUCUAGUUAAAAAAAGAUUGAGUGAAACGCAGCACAUGGAGGGGUCAUUUGACCCGUUUGACUAUCUAAACCACCAGAAUAUCCAUUAGGGAGAAACAUUUGAUACCAUGAUGGUAAUAUUAUUAUAAUAACAUAUUGUGUUCAUUUUAAUGUCACGCAAGGUGACAAAUAUCUCUUUUCAUCUCACUGGGACACUAAAAGCAGACCAGAUAUCCCACAAUUAUGUUAACAAAGAAAAGAACAGCAAAUUGCCGGUUCAUUAGUUACAUAAGGCUGCAGCGCCGAGGUUCACACACCAGAGACUUGUGACCCUGAAUAAUUCAAAUGGCCAAAUUAGACUAUUUUACCCUCAUUUCUAAUCUUGACCGGCCACAAAGUACAGCAGAUGGCUCCUUGAUAAAAUUUGCUUAGAUGUUUUCUCAAUACAAUUAUGUAAAUUCACUGCGACUGACCUGAAAGCAAAUGGAUCAAUAAGCAGUGAUCAAACCGGUGGCGCCGAUGGGUUUUUUUUUACUAACGCGUUAUCUUUAAUGUCAGCAUGAGGAAGCAGUCCAAGAGGGAACCAUUUCAGACUAGAGGAUAUAUAAAGGUGUAUAUAUAAAUGACAAUAAACCUCUUUAUCAACAAUCAAUGUCAACAUCUAAAGUAGCGACAGUAGUAACAAUUUGCACAGCACAAUAUAUCUGUACAUAAUGUUAAUAAUGUAGUUGUGUAAUAAUGUGUUUUGUAUAGUAUGCUCUAUGGUAUUACAUCAAUUUUGUUGUGUAUUUAUGCAGUGGUUGAUCUCUGUAUACAUAAAUGUAAGGGCCAUAUCACCCAAAACAUGUAUCUACCUUAUGUAUUUGCUAAGAUAAGUUUUUUUUGUACAGUGCAUGUAUUCUUGUUUUAUUUUUGCAGUGUUGUGCAUGUUGAUUGCUCAGGUAUGAUCCAAGACUUAUCAGCAUAUAAAGUGAUUUAUUUUGUUUUGGUGAUGUAACAUGGUGACAUUUCAAUAAAAAAACAUUAUUUAAAGUGA